CUAUCUCUCUCCCCAAAGCAUCUUUCUCUCUCUAUCUCCUCUCUCCCCCACGCCUCUCUCUCUAUCUUCUCUCUCCCCCACGCCUCUCUCUCAUGGUGUUCAUCACUGUAACAUGACCUCCAGCAUCAUGGUUUCUCCUGGUUUUCCCUCUAAUUUCUGAUGCAGCUAGGUCUCAGAUCUCAGGCUCCAAGAGCAAGCUUCUCAAAAAGAAUAUUUUUGUGUCACAUGGUUAUUUCUGUUAAAAAAGCGUUUGUCGGAAGAACCUUUUUCAAUUUGUAAUUUCAUUGAGCUAUCACUAUCAGGUUCCUCAUGAAUCAGGCUUCGUUUGGCCCAUUGGCGAAGUCUCAGAAUCAAAAUUUCUUCCGCAUGCCUGAGGAACAUUCUUUCACCUCAAAGAGAAAGCAAGAAAACAGGACUUAGCCCCAGUGCUUGCCCGCCUUCUCACUCUAUCAUUAUCAAUCAUUUCAUUGGACAUUUGUAACUUAUGACGCAGUGGACUGAGUACACCAUGGCCCGUCAGUCUAUUGUGUGCUUUUCCUUUUUUACCUUUUAGUUCCCGCACACUACUAUUUUGCUGCUUCCAUCCCUAAACAUGGACAGAAAGCCUGAUGAAUUAUAUUUUUAUUAUUUCCACCCAUGUUUGAGGCGGGAAUAGCAAAAACAGUUGCAAAUAGAAAAACAAUCCAUAUGAUCAUGGCAACAUUGAAACCAUAAGGUUCAUCACUGUCUAGUCAAUGAGUUGGCAGUGAAGGAAGAGUGGGACAGACUACUGAUUCAAUUACAUGUCUGUGGGGGUCAUUCUCUCUCCAUCACCAUCCAAACUAUGGAUGGGUCAAUGAUGAUAAUUAUGGCCUUAUUUUUUUUUUUUGAAAUUGUUAACUGUGACUUACUGCCUUAAUUGUUACUAUGCUCAUAUGGGUCAUAAUGUACUCUCCCUAUUUUGAAAUUUUGGUAAGACGUAAUAGGAUUUAUAUGAUUGUAGUAACAACUAUGACCUAUGGGUUUAUCACUGUCCAAUCAAUUGGCUAGAGAUUGAUGGAGGGAGAGUAGGGAUAUACAGUUCUGUCAAUGACUUUACGGGGGAUACCACUGCCAACUGCCUUCCAUCACUUGUCCAACCCAUUGAUGUGAGGCUGAUAAACCUCCAGCUUAUGGGGUUAUGAUGACCAUAUGGAUCAUAUUAUACAGGCCAUUAAGGUUUUCUCAUCAACCCACAGGCUAGAUCACUAGAUUUGAGUUUUGGUUUUCUCUCUGGCCCUCUUUCCAUGACGAAUGCUUGGGACUUUCACAGUCCUGCCUUCACAUAAUGUGGAUGGCACUGGGAAGGACAGGAAGCAACUCUGCAACUUGAUAGGGAACACCUCUCUCGAAGACCGGGGCCUUAAGGAGUUCGCUUCGUCGAGGAUGACCACGGUGAAGGCAGAGCGCGAUGCAGCAGUUCGCGAGCGUGACAUGGCCAUCGCUGAGAAGAAGGCAGCCACAAGCGAGCGAGACUCAGCCUUCAACCAGCGAGACAUGGCCCUCGCCCAAAGAGAAGAAGCUGUCAUGGAGAGAGAUGCAGCUUUAGCUGCACUUGAAAGUUUGAAAAGAGACCAUCCUGAUUGGCACGCCUAUGUGGCCCAAUUAGCCCACAUUUUCUCGUCAACCCAAUUGGGCUCAUGCGUUAGAGAGGCCCGAGUCGACCAACCCAUUGAGAACUAUGCUUAUAAUAGUAAUCGGGCGGAUGGCCAGAUGGGGCUUUCGGGCCCAUCACAACCUGUUGUAGCUCCCACUGAUGGCUCGAACCCUGAUAUGGGUCCUACAAAAAAUGGGGAGAAACGUAAGGGAGGAGCGUGGGACGGAAAGAAACCGGGUCGGCGGAACUCAGCAACAAAUCCAGCAAAAAAGAGAAAACCGGCGGCUGAGAAGAAAGUGGGGAUAGCUCAACAAAACCCUAAGCCAACUGGGCAAAAGAGGAGAGAGAGAGGAUCAAGUCUGCAUAAGUCACUAUCAAUGCCUGUGCCUUAUUGCUCAUGCACUGGGGCGAACCAUAUAUGCCAUAGGUGGGGUGAUGGGGGUUGGCAAUCAGCAUGUUGUACUCCAGUGAUGUCGGUUUAUCCAUUGCCUAUGAAUCCAUAUAAGAAAGGUUAUCGAUUAACUGGGCGAAAGAUGAGUGGUGGAGCCUUUCAAAAGGUCUUACAAAGGUUGGGUCAGCAAGGGGUGGACGUUACAAAGCCCAUAGACCUUAAGGACCAUUGGGCUAAGCAUGGGAGCAACAAGUAUGUGAUGAUCAAGUAAGGGGGAGAAAGAAGGGGGAUUUGGUUAGUGGUAGAAAGGAAGAGGAACGAGUGUGUGGAGAUCAAGUGGGGGUUUGCUGAGAGAGAGAGAGAGAGAGAGAGAGAGAGAGAGAUGCUGGUCGUUUUUUGGUAGGGAAAGAGAGAGAGAGAGAGAGAGAGAGAGAGAGAGAGAGAGAGAGAUGCUGGCUUUUUUGGUGGGGAAAAUGGUGGUGGUGGGGAUGAGCUGAACAUGGACAGCUGGGUAGCUCAUACCUUUGGUGUGUGUGUAUGUAUUUAUGUUGGGCUUUUUCUUUCAGUAGAUCUUCUGUUUUUGCAUGCUUCAAUGAAUGCGCAUCUGAAUAUAUAGACUUGCGCUUUUUCAUCUUGA
Messenger RNA from Amborella trichopoda, 2643 nucleotides. RefSeq lists its product as uncharacterized. The record is from RefSeq and is a predicted model, not a curated record. Gene Ontology annotation, biological process: response to ethylene. Gene Ontology annotation, cellular component: nucleus. Lineage: Eukaryota; Viridiplantae; Streptophyta; Magnoliopsida; Amborellales; Amborellaceae. Gene Ontology annotation, molecular function: DNA-binding transcription factor activity; sequence-specific DNA binding.